Podarcis raffonei (Aeolian wall lizard) is the source of this 1549-nucleotide messenger RNA. RefSeq names its product reticulocalbin 2 (gene RCN2). Gene Ontology annotation, cellular component: endoplasmic reticulum. Lineage: Eukaryota; Metazoa; Chordata; Lepidosauria; Squamata; Lacertidae. Gene Ontology annotation, molecular function: calcium ion binding. The record is from RefSeq and is a predicted model, not a curated record. Bases 42 to 986 code for a protein of 314 amino acids. The transcript has 7 exons.
GCCCGGGCCGGCGCGCGGGAGAGAGCGAGAGAGCGGCCGCGAUGCGGGCGGCGCCUGGCCCUCCGCUGGCGCUGCUGCUGGGCCUGGUCCUGGGCGUGGCGGCCGAGAGGCAGCACUACGGCGGCGACGGCGAGCACCGCCCGGACUACGACCGCGAGGCGCUGCUGGGAGGCCAGGAAGAAGUGGAAGAGUUUGCCAGACUGAGUCCAGAUGAGCAGCAGAAAAGAUUGAAGGGUAUUAUAAAAAAAAUUGAUGUGGAUGCUGAUGGCUUUCUCACAGAAGGUGAGCUGAGUUCAUGGAUCCAGCAAUCUUUUAAGCAUUACGUUGUAGAAGACGCGAAGCAACAGUUUGGUGAAUAUGACAAAGAUGGAGAUGGAUAUGUAUCCUGGGAAGAAUACAAUGUUCAGAUGUAUGAUCGUGUAAUAGACUUUGAUGAUGAUACGACUUUGGAAGAUGCCGAAGAAGAAUCUUUCCGGCAGCUCCAUUUAAAGGACAAGAAGAGGUUUGAAAAGGCUAAUAGGGAUGGAAGUUCUGGCCUGAAUCUGGAUGAAUUCAUUGCAUUUGAACAUCCUGAGGAAGCAGAAUACAUGAAGGAGUUUGUAAUUCAGGAGGCUUUGGACGAACAUGAUAAGAAUGGCGAUGGAUUUGUGAGCCUUGAAGAGUUCCUUGGUGACUACAGAAGAGAUCCAACUGCCAGUGAAGACCCAGAAUGGAUACUUGUGGAGAAGGAUCGAUUUACAAAUGAUUACGACAAGGAUAAGGAUGGGAAACUCAACCCUAAAGAGUUAUUAAGCUGGGUAGUACCUAAUAAUGAAGGUAUUGCUCAGGAAGAGGCUGUCCACCUCAUUGAAGAAAUGGACUUGGAUGGUAACGGAAGGCUGGCAGAGGCAGAGAUUCUUGAGAAUCCAGAUCUGUUUCUCAACAGUGAAGCCACAGAUUAUGGCAGGCAGCUGCAUGAUGAAAGCUUUUACCAUGAAGAACUCUAGUUUCCAAGAGACUCUAUUCUUUGUUCCAGAGUUGGAUUUUUUUUUUAUGUGUUCAGCUUUGAAGACAGCAACACAGUAAUAUACUGGUGUUUGCAGCAGUUUCUGCAUCCCUGGGUUUCUUUGUACAUUGCCUUCGAUGUUUUAGCCUCCAUAAUUUUGGUACUACAAACCUAUUGUACUUUUAAAGGAAGCAGAAGCCUUCUCCAGCAUUUCAUGUUUUAGUCCUGCUUUUUGAAACAUACUUGAAAAAAUGCAAAGAUGUGACUAUGUGAUAGGAUAGAGAAUACCACUAGUUUGUGUUAGAUUUUGGGAAAGAGGAAAGACUAUUACGGUGUUUGUUUCAUCUUUGUAAGAAUCUUUCUGUAUGAAUAUGAAUAAAGCCUUACAUAUUUGUAAGGUUUCUGUGUAUAUUAACUUCUGUAGAUGGUGUUUAUAUUCUGAGAAUCUUAUUUUUGCAGCUAGAUAGCAAUUAUUUUUACUGUAAUGAUAAUCGCUUUAGAAAGUGUAUUGUAUUUAAGUAAGAAACAAACUUUAAACACUAAAGAUUAAAAACUCAAAAUGUC